Messenger RNA from Ceratosolen solmsi marchali, 478 nucleotides. RefSeq names its product Vesicle transport through interaction with t-SNAREs 1b (gene Vti1b). Gene Ontology annotation, cellular component: Golgi apparatus; endoplasmic reticulum membrane; late endosome membrane. The transcript is spliced from 2 exons. Bases 125 to 469 code for a protein of 114 amino acids. The record is from RefSeq and is a predicted model, not a curated record. Gene Ontology annotation, biological process: regulation of protein localization to plasma membrane; intra-Golgi vesicle-mediated transport; retrograde transport, endosome to Golgi. NCBI's taxonomy places the organism in Eukaryota, Metazoa, Arthropoda, Insecta, Hymenoptera, Agaonidae. Gene Ontology annotation, molecular function: SNARE binding; SNAP receptor activity.
UAAACAGAAUUUUAAUAAUGAUAAAAUUUAGCUUUAAAAACAUGUAGUAUGUUGCUAAAAAAAUAUAUGAGAAAUAAUAUAUUUAUAUUUAAUAUUUAUAUAUAGAAACAUUAAUAUUGUAAAAAUGAAUAGUGAUCAGUUUGCUCAGCAGCGUGUUCUUUUAGAUAGUCGUGCCGCUAUUGAACGAUCAAACCAAUCUGUUGCAAAAUCACAAGCUAUAUCGAUACAAACAGAGCAAAUUGGAACUGAAGUAAUUUCAGAGUUAGGGGAACAAAGAGAAUCUUUACUUCGUACAAAGUCAAGAAUAAUUGAAACUGAUCAAGAAUUAAAUAAAUCUAACAAAAUUUUAAUUACUAUGAAAAAAAGAAUAUUGACAAAUAAAUUGGUUUUAAUACUAAUUAUAUUGCUGGAAAUAGCUAUUCUUGGGUGUACAGUUUAUAUAAAGUUUUUUAAAAAGGCCAAGAAAUAAAUACAAAUA